AUGGCCGCUGCGUCCGGCUCCAACGCCCCCAUCAUAAACGACGCCCUCGUCGCCUGGCCCCCUCCCCCCUCCAGAUCCCGAUUCGCGUCCUCGGCCUCACCACCCCAGACGGCUCGCAACUCUCGGUUCAGCUUGGCAUCACCUCCCACCAACUCGUUCCCAAUCUUUUCCAGCAUACCACUGCCAGGUUAUGAGGAGGAGGAGGACCCAAAGGGCAAGGGGCGCGCCCUCAGCAUCGACGUCGAGUUAGACUACGACAGGCAGCCGCAGACAUUCGACUAUGGCGCGUCACGGCGGCCACUGACUCCCGCGCAGCUCGGCCGCAUCGCCCAGUCCUUUGGCAUCAUUGCGCCCAAUAGCCUCAGCGCAGCGGAUGUCGCCCCAUCACGCACGGCGCGAUCACGCUCCCCGAACCCGGGGCCCUCUCUCCUCUCGGUCCCGACGCAGAACCUCGUGGUGGUCAUGCCGCCACCGAGCCUUCUCCCUCCAGAUGACAGUUUGAGUCCGGUGGAACAACGCGAGCGCCAGAGGAGGUUCCAGCGGGGAAGGCUACUGCCGUUACAGCCAACCCUCGGGGCCAUGCUCGCGGCUAUCGCGCGCGAGUUUGGCCUUCCAUCCACUUUGGGCGUGUACGUCUACCUCGGCCCGAACUGUGGGAGAGGAAGGGAACGACUCCUUGGGUCAAGAAGCUCGGAAACCAGUGACGAUGAAGACUCCGGUCCCCUCGUCACGACAGCCACUUGGCCCCGCCUGUUUGCGCACGCCUCUCGACCCCCGUCCCCUGGAACGACGCACUCGGCAACGCCUCGCAAGCUCAAGCGCUCGUUCGGCAUGUCAACACCAACUCCAAUGACCGCCUCCCCAUUAACGGCAGUAGGCGGCAGCAUAGCGCGAGGGCCAUCACCAAGUUCUGAGACGCGGCAAGGAACCAUAGUCGAUGAGCCCUCACCCUUUCGCUCGUCGCAGGGGUCGUCAUCCGCCUCAUCCUUCUCCCCACGCACGCCGGGCUCGACCCUCUCCACCGUGUCAGCGAUGCCAGUAUUUGGGACGAUCGAGUUCGACAUCGACCCAAACGAAGCGCGCUGGCUCGGCGCAUGGCUCAAGGCUGGGGGACCCAUCCGCCGGCGCGCCGCAUCCGACACUGUCGCCGACCACCCCACGAUCGAACGGCGACUCAGCUCAACCGCUUCUCAAAGUAGCAGUCACGGCCCGGGGAGCUCGCUCAGGAUACGCAACCUCCAGCUCGUCGAGAGAUUGAAGGACGAGCGACCAAAGUUCCUCCGCGACAUGGAAGAGCGUGAACGGGCUCUUGAACGGGCGCGCGAAGCAGAGAGGGAGGCCAAGGAACUUGCCAUGCUUGCUGCACGACGCGCCUCUGAGAUGGAAGCCUUACGACGACAAGCGGAGGAGGCUCGAGCGGCUGAGGAAGCCAGACUCCGCGCCGAGAUGGAGGCCGAGGGGGAGGCGGAGGAGGAAAGGCGACGUGCCGAGAUGGAAGCGCAGGCGGCGGCCGAGGAGGAGCGUCGGCGAGCGGAAGCAGAAGCUCAGGCGGCGGCCGAGGAGGAGCGCCAACGCCUCGUCGAGGAGGAGGUGCAACGGCGGUUAGCGCAGGAGCUUGCCGUCGAGGCAGAGCGAAGGCGCGCGGUCGAGGAGAAGGCUGCUGAGGAGGAGCGCGAGAGGAGAGCAGCAGACCUGGCUGCCGAGGAGGAGCGGCGCAGGUUAGCGGUCGAGCACGCUGUGGAGGUCGAGCGGAAGAGGGCUGCGGAAGAGGCCACCACCGCUGCUGCUGCUGCCGCCGCCGCCGCUGCCCUUGCUGCUGCAGCUGUUGCCGCAGAGCAACGACGCCGCGAGCAAGCUGAGGCGGCAGCUGCUGGAGCAGAGGAACAACGUCGCCGCGCCGAGGCUGACGCUGCGACCGCCCUGGCCGAAGAACAACGACGCCGCGCCGAGGCCGAGGCUGCCGCCGCCGCAGCCGAGGAACAGCGCCGACGGGAAGAGGCAAAGGCCGCUGCUGCUGCCGAGGAAGAACGCCUUCGCAAGCUCGAGGAGGAACACGUCCGCGAGGAAGAGGAACAACGUCAGCGUGCGGAGGAGGAAAGGCUUCGCAAGUUGGAGGAAGCUCGUCUUCGCGAGGAGGAGGAAGCCCGUCUCCGCGAGGAGGAGGAAGCUCGUCUCCGCGAGGAGGAGGAAGCUCGUCUCCGCGAGGAGGAGGAAGCCCGUCUCCGCGAGGAGGAGGAAGCCCGUCUCCGCGAGGAGGAGGAAGCCCGUCUCCGCGAGGAGGAGGAAGCCCGUCUCCGCGAGGAGGAGGAAGCUCGUCUCCGCGAGGAGGAGGAAGCUCGUCUCCGCGAGGAGGAGGAAGCUCGCCUCCGCGAGGAAGAGGAAGCUCGCCUCCGUGAACAGAAGGAGGAACGCCCCCGCGAGCUGGAACACUCGACACCGUCCGCCUCGCCCGAGCCCAUGUACGCGCAGCUGGACGACGACGACGACGAGUCACAUUACAGCCACUCUACCAGCCAGAACCACGCGAAUGUGAUCUCUCCGCUGACUGCGAUGCGCUCCCUUCCAACAGACGACCCGAUGGACGACCUCGCAGCACUGCACGCCGACCGCGCACCACGCGAAGGCCCGUUGACCGAGCUGGACAUUGGCACAGCCCGUGCGCUGAACGGUCCUCUCCCGCUCGACAAGCUACCAGAGUCGUCUUCGGAGGACAGCUUACGUGAGGUGGCUGCAUUGCUCAACGUCGUCGACGCCAACCCCGAGGUCCUCUCCGACCCCACCCUCGCCUCGCCGAAGCCGCCUGCCACCGAGAUUCUUGCCAGUCCUGAGCAGUCGACUUCAUCGCUCCCGCCGACGAAAAGUCUGUUGGCCAGUCCCUUCGUUGAGGACAAGGAAUCGCGCCUCGCCUCGCCCGUCAAUUUCCCAGCGCGCGGUUCAUCACGCGCCCUCGCCGACUUCCCCGUCAGCCCAGUCGACUCGUCCAUGGGAGUCUCACCCUCGCCAUCAACGCCGGUCAUCAACUCUCCAGCACUAGUCCACCUCCGCGGCGCGGCAACAAACAUCGACCAGCGUGGCUCAGGUCAGGUUAUGGAAGACCAGCUGAACAAUCUCGAGAGAAUGAUGCGCGACCUUUCGCCUAGAGACAUACAGUACAACCAGCAGUGGCCCUCGCCGCCGACAACGUCUCCACCACCGGCUGUGCCACCGAAGAGCCCACCGACGUGGGUUAACGAUCUUCCGCCGCGCGGUUCGUCGAGGCUCCCAUAUCUGCAGGAGGACGGAUCGAACGCUGGCCCGAGCUCGCGUUCGGUUUCGGAGCCCACCAAGAGUCCACCUCCAAUCCCUAACCGUGAGCCCCCCGCUCGACCAGGGCAUGCUCAGCGCCCAUCCGCCGCGCUCUCAGCUGGCGGAUCCCCCGUCGUAAUCGCCACCACGCUUGACCCACUCAGCCGCUUCCCUGGUGGCGGUUUACCCGAGGCACCGUCCAUCCCCUCCAGUUCUGCAGCUGCGCCUCCGCGUCCCGCCCGCCCACCAACGCCUGACCUUACUGGCAUCGACAUUGGGCCGCACCACCUACCGCAGAGCAUGACGAUCCGGGUGGAGAAGGGCUCAUCACCUCGGGAGGCUCCAUCGCGCCCGCAGCGGCCAAGCUCAAUCUCGCUGCGCGGCAUCAAGCGGCAAGUCAGCAAGUCUGUACUCCGGCCACAGAAGACAGGAUCCGGCACGCAUGACCCUGUGGGCCUGUUCCCUCGUCAGGCUGGCGACCACCCGCCUCCGUCGUCGUUUGCGUCGAUGCGCAAUGACGGGUUCCAUGGCCGCGAGGCCAGUAGCGCCAGUACGGACAGCGAAGAGGGCUCGCUCCGCUCACGACUGUUCAGCUUCGCUGGGCGACGAAAACGCGAGAGCGCAGAGGAACGCACGAUUAGCCACAUCUCGGGCCCAAUCUCUGCGUCCCACAAACACAUCACGCCCGCUGAGCUCAUCGCGCAGGCGCCGCCGUCCGUCCUCACCGCCGCAAUGCCCACCCUCGCGGCGACACCGUCCGCCACGUCUCUUAACGAGCGGCCCGACUCGCUCAACUCGCCGAGCUCACCGCACCAUGUACGCCGCAAGCCCGUGCCCUCCAUUGAGGGCAAGGAGAGUCGCAACAGCGCGCAUGGCAGCGACCUCGAGCAGGUCCCCUCUCUUCCCUCCCUACCCGCCACACACACUACCCUCUCUUGA
Cutaneotrichosporon cavernicola is the source of this 4224-nucleotide messenger RNA. RefSeq lists its product as uncharacterized. The transcript has 2 exons. Bases 1 to 4224 code for a protein of 1407 amino acids. The record is from RefSeq and is a predicted model, not a curated record. NCBI's taxonomy places the organism in Eukaryota, Fungi, Basidiomycota, Tremellomycetes, Trichosporonales, Trichosporonaceae.